AUGUCGUACCGGCAGGUCCACAACCCCUUUAGAAUUCGGUCAGCCAUGACAAACGGCUUGCCUUUAGAGGUAGACGCAAGGUGUCCGAACGUGUCUCCCCGGGUGGCCAGGCAGGAGGAAUGCAAAUAUGAAGUCAAACGCUCCAUUGGAAUGAUUCUUGAUACAACCGCCUCUCUGGGAAACAGCAAAGCUGAAAUACAUAUGUCCCGGUGCGGUCCCAUGAAGCAUCUCUGA
Molecule: messenger RNA, 234 nt
Organism: Coprinopsis cinerea okayama7#130
Lineage: Eukaryota; Fungi; Basidiomycota; Agaricomycetes; Agaricales; Psathyrellaceae
Exons: 2
Coding region: 1-234 (77 amino acids)
Source: RefSeq, a predicted model, not a curated record